This is a messenger RNA of Cylicocyclus nassatus, 7349 nucleotides long. The record is from the annotation of a GenBank genome assembly. Lineage: Eukaryota; Metazoa; Nematoda; Chromadorea; Rhabditida; Strongylidae.
GUUUCAGAGAGCUUAAAAACUGCUUGAGCACCCUAGCUGCGAUGGCUGAAGAUGAAAAUGUGCCUGUGGCCUCUGUCGAUGACGAGCUGGCUGAACGUCUCGGUGUUCCCCUGUUGGAAUCCGAGAAUGGCUCCAGCGAGAAGAGUGCAACCCGCGCCCGCCUUGGCAAGCGCUCCCAAUCCAGUUCCCCCACCACCAACUCCCGUUCCGUCACCUCUGGUGCUGGGACAGGAGCUGGUUCCGCUACGGGUAACUCGCCUUCUACCCUGAAGAGCAAGAGAGUGAAGGUAAAGGCCAAUAUCUCUCGCUCCCGUGUCAUCCCGGAGCUCACCCCUUUCAUCCAUCUCCUCCCUGAUAUGACGCGUGUGGAUGCGAAGGAUCAGAUGGAACUCUAUCGCGUCAUCUAUGAGAACAGUGUCAGACUUUACACCUGUCUGCAAAACUACCUUACUCUAUGUGUGUUUGGAUCGCCAUCCCUCGACUCUCUCGCGCCUUCUGAGAAGGAUGGCCGUGCCGCUAGAGGAGAGUCUGAGAAUUCCACUAUGCGUGAACGCAUGGACCAAGCUUUUGAAGCUUUAUGUGAUGAGAUGCAAUCCCCUGAAAUCACCGUACUUCCGGAACUGACGGGCUUAUCUCCCGAAGAGAUCGAGGAUACCCUGAAUGAAGAGGGGGUUCAAAUUACCACCGAAUCCCUUGUUCACGCUAUUAGUCUGUAUGCCGGUGCUGGACUUCGCAAACCACCGACUCGCGCUGUUGAGGGUCUUAUGGCUGCUGCACAAGAUACUCCACCUCAGACGGAUUUCGAUCACCGUGACUCAAGUGAAGACGAGGAUUCCGCAAAGUGCAGCGGGAACUUAGAUGGCCUUAUUUUGCUCGCGAGCGCGGCUGGGCUAUCGGAGUUGCUAACGAUGCUGGUCCGUAUCCGUGGUUCCACCAAUUUCGCAACCGAACAGGACUGCACUCCCUUAAUGGAAGCUUGUGCAGCAGGGAACGUGCGUAGCGUGAAAUGCCUUCUGGAUCUGGGAGCUGAUGUCAAUGCUUAUUCCAUCACUCAGAAUACCCCUCUUAUCUACGCUGCUGCAGCUGGACAAGAAAAGGUUGUUCGUAUGUUGCUGGAUCAUAAAUGCAAUCUGGACUUGAGAAACGAAAACGGACAUUGUGCUUUGAUGGAAGCAGCAAGUGCAGGUCAUUUGAACAUUGUGAAACUUCUGAUCCAGUCCGGAGCCAAGGCUGUUUUUGUGAAUAUGAAUAGCGAGUUCAAGGAGUCCCCGUUAACACUGGCAGCAUACAAAGGCUACACAGAUGUGAUUGAGUAUCUUCUUACACUCGACGACUAUGACCGUUCUACGAGGGAUGAGGAGUUACAUACAGCUCUGAUGGAGGCUGCUAUGGAUGGACAUCUUGAGGUUGCUCGUGUUCUCAUACAAGCUGGUGCUCCGGUAAAUCUUACCAGCGAAUCCUACGAGAGCCCCCUGACACUUUCGUGUUGUGGUGGUCACGCUGAAUUGGCUAAAUUAUUAAUCGAUGCUGGAGCCAAUAUAGAAGAAACUAAUGACGAAAACUACACGCCGUUGAUGGAAGCAGCUAGGGAAGGUCAUGUGCAUGUGGUGAAGAUACUACUUGAGAAUGGCGCGCAAGUGAACGCGACUACAGACGAAACGAUGGAAACUGCUCUCACUGUUGCAGCUUGCGGUGGAUUUACAGAAGUGUUGGAUGUGCUGGUGAAGCAUGGGGGAGAUCUAGAGUUAGGAACUAAUACACCCCUAAUGGAGGCCGCACAAGAGGGACACGCCUCGACGGUUAAUUAUAUACUGGCUGCUGUCAAGCCUGAAAAUCGUUCUGCCAAAUUCCGUCAACAAAUGAAUCAAGCCUUGUCGCUUGCUGCUGAGAAUGGCCAUUUCGAUGUUCUUGAUGUGCUUUAUUCGAACGGAGCAGAUUUGAAUUAUGAUUAUGAUGGAAGGACGGCUUUAAUGAAGGCAGCAAAAAACGGGUUCACCGAAAUUGUAGAGUUUCUUGUUACAAAGGGAGUCGAUGUCAACUAUCGUUCUUCAAAUGGUGAUGCCACGGCACUGUCGUUAGCUUGCUCUGCUGGACAUAAGGACAUUGUCAAACAUCUUCUCAAAUGUGGAGCUGACCCCAACAUUGAGUUGAAAGAUGGAGUAACGUGUGUAAUGGAGGCUGCAAGGAAUGGCUUUGUCAACAUCGUGGAAAUGAUGCUCGAUCACAGCGGUGUCUUUCCACAGCCUCCACGAGGUGUUGUGGGUGCAACUACUCCACAGGGUGAUAAGGGAAGUCCACCAGUCCCCCCUCCACCACCACCGACCCCUACAGCUUCUACUAAGCAAACGGCUCUUCGUCGAGGUAAGAAGGCUGCUGCUGCUGCAUCAGCUGCGGUCGCUCCCUCAUUAGUGAACCCCGUCAGUAGUAUGCCACCAUUGCCUAAAACAGCAGCAGGCGCAGUCCCUACACCUCCGGACCCAGCUAGCUAUGGACUUUCCGGUUUUCCUCCCGCUCAGCCCGGUCACUAUGUGUCUUUGCCUGCUGAUUUCUCCAAUAGUUCAGCUUUAUCUUGGUUUGCCUCUCUGUUUUCUGGUCUAGGUGAUGGCACCACUCCCGCCUUUCCUGCUGGAAGCGGGUGUGCGAUGCCUAUGACCUCUAAUCCCACUCCUUCCAUGACUCCAGCAGAAAUGAAAGCACGGGUGGAAGCUUUUGAAAUGCUGACAAAGACAUCCCCAUUCCUUAUGCAGUAUCAGUCAAAUAUGCCACUGGUCAAUCCUUUUGAUCCGCAGGCCCCAUUACCUGCACCCGGCACCAAUCCGAACCCUAUGUCGCUAGCUGACGUUCCUAUCCCUAGUUUCCAGGAAAUGUUGAAUGGUCCUGAUGCUAAGCAGAAUGCGCAGCAGUUGAGCGAGUACAUGCGGAAACGUUUUGCAGCCCAAACAGCGAUGUACGAAAAUCUUCCGCAACGAUUUGAUACCGCAAUCAACGCCGAUAACUUAUCUAUUCCUCGAGCUGCAAGCUUACCUGCGCAGUCUACAUCAGCGCCAAGUACUCCAGCCACUGGAGCUGGUUCGGAAAGAUCCGCCUCUUCUGUGGGCAGAACAGUUUCUAAUCAGAUUCUGCGACGUGCUCUUCCUGCUGUGGCGCAGUCUGUAGGUAUCAAUGCUGUCGCCUCCCAGAUGCCACUUUCGCAAGUUCCUGCACCAGCUCCUGGGUUGAUACCGACGCCUGGCUUACCCCCAGCGAUCGUUCCUUCCGCAACAUCGCCAACAGGAUUCGCUAGCCUUCGUCGUGCUCACAGUGAGGGUGAUGACCUGGACAUAACGAGGGCGACUGCCAGUCAGCGUGCAGCCUUUAAUGUGGAUAAAGCUACUGAGUCGAACAAUGACACCCCACUUACCCUCGCUUGUUCGAAUGGUCACGCUCAAAUGGUUAAUGUUUUGGUCUGUCGAGGAGCAAACAUUGAGCAUCGAGACAAGAAGGGUUUUACACCGCUCAUCUUGGCCGCUACUGGUGGCCAUCGUGAUGUUGUAGAGUUACUUCUCAAUAAUGGUGCUCAAAUCGAAGCCCAGUCUGAACGAACGAAGGAUACCGCCCUUUCAUUAGCCUGCUCUGGAGGACGCAAAGAUGUAGUUGAACUACUUUUGAGCCGUGGUGCCAAUAAGGAACACCGCAAUGUCAGUGAUUACACCCCUUUGUCAUUAGCUGCUUCUGGAGGAUACGUAGAGAUAGUGAAUAUGCUUUUGAACGCCGGAGCUGAGAUCAACUCACGAACUGGAAGCAAGCUGGGCAUAUCACCACUGAUGUUGGCAGCUAUGAAUGGACAUAAAGAAGCAACACGUGUGCUAUUGGAACAAGGUUCUGACAUCAACGCGCAGAUUGAAACAAACAGAAAUACAGCGUUAACUUUGGCAUGUUUCCAAGGAAGAACGGAAGUUGUGGCACUCCUGUUGCAGUAUAAUGCGAAUGUAGAACAUCGCGCAAAGACUGGUUUGACUCCACUUAUGGAAGCAGCGAACGGUGGUUAUGUCGAAGUGGGUGAACUUCUGCUAGACGCGUGUGCAGAUCCAAAUACCGCCCCCGUACCAUCUAGUCGUGACACUGCCCUAACUAUCGCUGCUGACAAAGGUCAUGAGCGGUUUGUUGAUAUGCUCGUGCAUCGUGGUGCACACAUCGACGCAAGAAAUAAAAAGGGCUGCACUGCGCUUUGGCUAGCAUGUCAUGGAGGACAUCUGGAGACUGUGCAAACUUUGGUAAGGCAUGGUGCGGACGUUGAUCUGCAGGACAAUCGUAAAAUGUCACCGUUGAUGGUUGCCUUCCGCAAAGGCCACGUUAAGGUUGUGGAGCACAUGGUUCAGCAUGUAAGGCAGUUUCCAGGAGAUCAAGAAUUGUCUCGAUAUCUUACGACUAUAACUGAACCGGAUCUCAUGCAGAAUUGCAAAGAAUGCAUGGAACUCAUUGUUAAAGCAAAGAACGCCCAAGCGGAGGAGGCCAAUAGGGCUGCGGAAAGUCUUUUAGCGCUGCUGGCUGAAGAGGAAGAAGCUGCACGAUCAAAGAAACAAGCAAAGCUUCGUAAGAAGGAAAAGAAGAAGGAGAAGAAAGCAAAAAAGCAAGAUGGAAAUGAGAAAGAACGUAACCCAGUGUCACAGCCCGAGCCUCCGUCUCGUUCGGAAGGAUCACCUGCCAAUAGCCGAACCAAAGAAGAAAGUGAAGACUACUCGGAUGAUGAGUCAGAUUCCCUAGCAGUAAAAAAGGAACGCUCAUCAGCACCAGCAGACUCCACGGUUCAUGAUCGCGUGCCAAAGAUGCGCGCAGUGGAGGAGCCUCUCGUUGUUGCAGUCACACCAGAGCAGAGGCCCGCUGCACCAUUAGGAAGACAGCAGAAACGUUCAACGAAUCGGCGCAGUCGCAACGAGAGCGGAAAAAGUUCUAAUGGACAGUCUGCAAUAUCUGUGCUAAACAAUGCGAUCUCGUCCAAACUGACUGUGUCGCCUGUGUUGCUUCCUUCCAAAACCAAUAUCACCAAUGAUGAAUGGGUAAAAGCCAGCAAAAAAUCCAAAGCGGCAACAAAAGCAAAAACUUCUAGCACAUUAAUUGCUACUGGGAAAGAUUUCUAUCUGGAUGAUAACUACAGUGGCUGGAAAGAUGUUGAAUUGUCUCGACGCCGCUCUGCGACUCUCAGUGUUUGCAGUAGUGUUAUUGCAAGAGUAAUAGGUCGAGGCGGUGCGAACAUCAAUGCGAUACGUGAAGCAACUGGUGCAUCAAUCGAAGUUGAAAAACAAUCAGCUGUUCGCCGCGAUCAACACGACCGUCAGAUUUGUAUCCGUGGAACACAAGAAACAGUCCGGAAUGCUACUCUUAUGAUCAAUGGUCUUAUCACGGAUAACGAGAUAUCUGUAACUGACGUCAUACGACAGGUUCUUCGUGGAAACGCAUCAUCUACUACCUCUUCCGACGGUGGUUCACGCCUGAGUAACCUGCACGAUUCCAAAACGACGGUGGUGACAACCACCACAUCUUCGACGGCUUCCGCUGUCUCCAAACCCGCCACGAUGCCUCCGGUCACAACGAAUGUUUGGCAACAACGCAUGGCUGCACGUCAACGCGAGCAGCAACAGCAGCAAGCUAUGAUGGCCAAGGAAAAGCACUCGUCAAAUACAGCCACCACAAGCGCUGCUUCUAUUGUGUCACCUACGGUUACAUCCGUGUUGAGCGGUGCAUCACUUUAUGGCACUGCUCCUGCAGCUCCGAGAAUGCCUCAAGGCUCAGCUGCUGCUGCCGCCGCCGCUGCAGCUGUGAACAAGAAUGAUAACCAGUCAUCUACUUCCAAUAUACCUGUACCUAUUGGUCCACCAAACUCCAUUCUUGACAAAGAACUUCCAAGGAAAGCACCUGGCUACAGAUCGCCUAGCGUUCAAACAUCUGCUGGCGGUUCGUCCGUCUUUGCCGAGCAGGCUGUUUCAUCGAUACCGUCAUCUGUGUCAUCCACGCCGCCACCUUCUAUCGCCUCUAUAGGAGGUGAUAUUGCGUCUCGCUGUACGCUCGCAUCUCCUCCUGCGCCAAUUGCACCACCUCCUGGGUUCACAACACUUGUUUCGGAAGUUGGAAAAUCUGUUGCUGCCAAAUCGACUACAAAUGCGCUCUCCUCACAUGCUGUAGAACCACCAGCCGUGGAGAUUGCUUCCUCUCCCCUAUCCACUUCUACACUGCCAUUGGGGAAGCUUCCGAGUGCUGAUUCCAUUACCACUCCAACAGGGACUAGCAAUGAUCUAUCUUCUAUGCAAUUUCUUGAUGAAAAUACCAGAGCUAAGCUUGCUGAGAUUUGGGGAACUGGUAAACAAGAUCAGUCUUCGCAAGAGCAAGCAUGGGGAAAUCAAGUUCUCCUGAACAAUUUUCCCAAUCUCAGUAUUGGCAGCUCGUCGAGCGAUUGGGCAACUCCAUCUUCGGAUAGUUUGUUCAUAACUUCGCCAUCGUCGAAAGUCGGAACACCGGUGCCAUCCAAUCAACAGUCAACUUCGGCAUAUCCAAGUUCAUCUACUUUUGGCAAUACCACGUCAAGUAGUGACUGGACAAUGAAUGCAAACAAGCUGCCGUUGUACGCUAGGCCGCAGAUGCGUACAUCUGUUCUGCAGUCGCAUAGCACGGGAAAUACCAUUCCCUCUUCUGUUGCUUCGCGUCAGUACAGCUCUAGUACCAAUAAUCAACCUGAAAGUAACAUGCUGUUCAAUCAGCUUGCUGCCCAGCUACUGAUCCAGCAGCAAGGGGCGUCUGCUAACCCAUCGGUACAGUCCUAUUAUCCUUCCCCAUCUUACACGGAUCCUGCGAUCAUUGGAAUGGGUCACUUGUCUACUACCGCAUCUGCAGGAAGUUCGACACCUACCAUACCACCUGCGAAGUCGGCAUAUUCGAACCCUUAUCAGGGCGCCAGCAAUGAAUAUGAGUCGCUGAACUCUCUGCUGAACAGCUCAUUUGGCCAUCAUCAGAAUGGUGAUUUCAGCAUGUCACAUCAAUCUUCUACGUAUCCUUCGUCACCAUCUGCCGCUCGUUCGCUAACGGCCUCUAGAAUUCAGGCUAAUACGAGCACAUUUGCACCACCGCCAGGUUUUGGAGGGGUAACAGGAAGUGCUACUUCGCAGACCACUGGCAUCGGUGGUGCCAAUACAACCGUGCCUCCUCCAUCGCUUAGGCCCUACUAUAAUACCCAAAUGCCACCUCCAGCUGGCCUUCCACUUCAGCCAUCUCAGCAUGCCUCAUUCGCCACAUUCAAUAGUCAACACAAUAACUGGAUGUCAUCCACUCAUGGUAAACAGACUGGCAAUUUGCAGCAACAAAUGCCUUGGUGGAAUUAG